This is a messenger RNA of Botrytis fragariae, 1449 nucleotides long. Its product is annotated as putative aminotransferase class i and ii protein. NCBI's taxonomy places the organism in Eukaryota, Fungi, Ascomycota, Leotiomycetes, Helotiales, Sclerotiniaceae. Gene Ontology annotation, biological process: biosynthetic process. The record is from RefSeq and is a predicted model, not a curated record. The transcript is spliced from 6 exons. Bases 1 to 1449 code for a protein of 482 amino acids. Gene Ontology annotation, molecular function: pyridoxal phosphate binding.
AUGGCGUUUAACAACAGAAAGUUUUCCAUGAAUAGGUCCACUGGAGCUCCAAGAUUGUCGUCCAAGCCAAACAGAAGAUUUUCUACUCAUGAUCCUUCUGCCAAUGAAAUGGACUCCAAGAUUCACAAGCAAUUCCGCAAUGCUCACGAAGGCCACAAAACUCACGCAGGACUUGAUCCUACCCGUGCCUCUACUGGUGUAGUCUGGUGCACCGAAAGAGCUUAUGAGCAUGGAUUUGCUGAGGAGCCUGAGAAAUGGGCAAACCUUGGACAGGGAGCUCCUGAAGUCGACGACGAAAUCGCUGGCAGUUUCAAGCGUCCCGAGAGCAUCGAUAUUACAAUGGCAGGCAGAGAGUACGGUCCUACAGCUGGUAUUAAGAGUUUGAGAGCCGCUGUUGCAAACUUGUACAAUGUACAUCACAGAGAGGGCAAAGAAAGUCAAUAUACUUGGGAGAAUGUGUGCAUUGUUCCAGGUGGUCGUGCUGGAUUGAUCAGAAUUGCCGCAGUAUUGAAUAAUGCUUAUUUGGGCUUCUUCAUUCCUGAUUAUACUGCAUACAACGAGAUGUUGUCAUUAUUCAAGAAUUUUGCGGCAAUUCCAUCCCCUCUCUCUGGAGAAGAUGGUUACCACAUCCACCCUAACAAAAUUGAGGAGGAGAUUUCUCGUGGUACCUCAGUUAUCUUGACUUCAAAUCCUAGAAAUCCUACCGGAAAGGUUGUCAAGAACCCUGAGCUUGCUGAAAUUCAAGAUAUCUGCAGAGAUAGAGCCACUCUCAUUAUGGAUGAGUUCUAUGGAGGCUAUAACUACACCAGUGAUUGCGAUGGUACCACAAUCAGUGCCGCUGAGAAUGUUGGAAAUGUGGAUGAGGAUGAUGUUUUGAUCAUUGAUGGUCUCACCAAGCGCUUCAGAUUACCUGGAUGGAGAAUUGCGUGGAUUGUCGGACCAAAGGAAUUUAUCAAAGCCAUCGGCUCAUGUGGUUCAUACCUUGAUGGUGGUGCCAAUGUUCCUUUCCAAGAGGCUGCUAUUCCUAUGCUUGAGCCUAACAAGGUUAGGGAGGAAAUGAAGGCUCUGCAAAGCCAUUUCCGUGACAAGCGUGAUUAUGUUAUCAACCGUCUUCGUGAAAUGGGUUUCAAGAUCAAGGAAGUACCUGAUAGUACCUUCUACUUGUGGUUGGAUCUCGAAGGACUUCCGGCUGCAAUCUCCGAUGGUCUUAACUUCUUCCAAGCAUGUCUUGAGGAGCGUGUCAUUGUCGUCCCAGGUAUCUUUUUCGAUUUGAACCCAAGUAAGAGAAGAGAUUUGUUUGAUAGUCCUUGUCACCAUUUUGUCAGAUUCUCCUACGGUCCAACUAUGGAAACUUUGAAGAUGGGAUUGGAUGGCAUCGAGAGAGUAGUUAAUAAAUUCACAAAGCCAGGAGAACCAUUAGAGCAGGCAAUCGAAGAUGAUGAAGAAUAG